This is a messenger RNA of Phoenix dactylifera (date palm), 1443 nucleotides long. The record is from RefSeq and is a predicted model, not a curated record. Lineage: Eukaryota; Viridiplantae; Streptophyta; Magnoliopsida; Arecales; Arecaceae.
AUGAGUGAUAGCGAGAAUGAAGUUCUGGCUAACUAUAAAAGGAAAGGAGUGAAAGCAUCAACCCAAGAAGCUACCAACAUGCCAGCUAGGCCAGCUCCAGAUGCUGUAGCCACUCAGGCAGAUCUUGCCAGGGUAUGCCGAGUGGUGGCACAGCUUCUUCAGCAGCAGCAGCAGACGCAGCUCUCCUACCGACCUGUGUCAUCUACCGAUACCUAUUAUGAGAAAUUUCGGAGGCUGCACCCUCCAAUGUUUGAGGGAGGUGCUGAUUACUUGGCUGCGGAGGCCUGGAUUCGGGAGAUAGAGGAGAUGUAUGAUGCCCUACAAUUUUUCGAGGAGGUCAAGGUCAAAUUGGCGGUUCCUAUGCUCAGAGGAAACGCUAAGUUCUGGUGGAUAGCUAUGAAGGCUGUAGUCCAAGGAAAUGGUGAACAACUGACAUGGGAGGAAUUUAAAGGUAAAUUCUACAACCAAUACUUUCCUCAGUCAGUGAGAUUGGUGAAGCAGAACGAAUUCUUGGCCCUGAAACAGACCGAGAAUAUGAUAGUAUUGGAAUAUGCCAGCAAGUUUAAUGAGUUGGGCAGGUUUUGUCCUCAGUUUAUGGAGGAGGAGAUAAGUAAAGCUAAUAGGUUUGAACAAGGCCUGAGAUAUGGGAUCAGGUCAAGAUUGGCUGUUCUGCUUUUCACUAGUUACCAGGAUGUGUUGGAAAGGGCUUUGAAAUUAGAAGCUGAAUUGAACAGGGCAGAAAAGGAAAGAGAUGAGCUGAAAAGGUCUAGGGCAACCGGGGAUCAGAAUGCAAGGCCAAGAAAUUCUGGAGAAAAUGCAAACAAGAAGAAGAAAUUCGGGGUCUGCAAGUUCUGUAACAAGUCACAUGGAGGACCUUGCUUUAAGAAGAUGGGAGCUUGUUUUAACUGUGGUCAGGUUGGGCAUAUUGCACGUGUUUGUCAGCAGAAGAAGAAUGACCUCAGGCCUACUGGAUCAGGGGAUCAGAAGCAGAAGGGGACUGCUCGGGUUUUUGCACUGACUCAGCAGGAUGUUAGUGCAAGUGACAGUGUGGUGACAGGUACUAUUCCCAUCAACUCAGUUGAUGCAUCUAUAUUAUUUGAUUCUGGCUCUACACAUUCUUUUGUAUCUGUCAAAUUCUCUAGCUCCUUACACUGCCUAUCUGAGAAAUUAGUGGAGCCAUUAUAUGUUGCUACACCCCUACAAAAAAUAGUAAUUGUUGACAUUAUCUUCAAGAAUUGCAUAAUUCAGUUAGGAGAAAGUGAGUUAGUGACAUACUUAAUACAGCUAGACAUGCAAGAUUUUGAUAUCAUCUUGGGAAUGGAUUGGCUGUCCCAGUACCAUGCACAUAUAGACUGCUUCAGAAAAAGAGUAGUAUUCCGGAUACCAGGGGAGCUGGAAUUUUUCUUUCAAGGCGAUGUACCCAUGCAAUGUAAGUCUUCUUGA